This is a messenger RNA of Mus caroli (Ryukyu mouse), 1018 nucleotides long. It is a transcript of the gene Pcgf1, whose product is annotated as polycomb group ring finger 1. The record is from RefSeq and is a predicted model, not a curated record. Gene Ontology annotation, molecular function: promoter-specific chromatin binding. Lineage: Eukaryota; Metazoa; Chordata; Mammalia; Rodentia; Muridae. Gene Ontology annotation, biological process: negative regulation of transcription by RNA polymerase II. Gene Ontology annotation, cellular component: PRC1 complex.
CACGGGGAGCUAAAGAGGGGGCGAGGGCGGGGUGUGCCGAAAAACUAGCCAAUCCGGAGAAUGUGAGGCCCUCGUUGCUAGGAGACAAGUCCCGCCCCGCAGGCGGUACCGGAAGUGGCGGGCUGGGAUCAGCCUUUAAGAUGGCGUCUCCUCAGGGGGGCCAGAUUGCGAUCGCGAUGAGGCUUCGGAACCAGCUCCAGUCAGUGUACAAGAUGGACCCACUACGGAACGAGGAGGAGGUCCGGGUGAAGAUCAAAGACCUGAAUGAACACAUCGUUUGCUGCCUGUGCGCCGGCUACUUCGUGGAUGCCACCACCAUCACAGAGUGUCUCCACACCUUCUGCAAAAGUUGUAUCGUGAAGUACCUGCAAACCAGCAAGUACUGCCCCAUGUGCAACAUCAAGAUCCACGAGACGCAGCCGUUACUCAAUCUCAAACUGGAUCGGGUCAUGCAGGACAUAGUGUAUAAGCUAGUGCCAGGCUUGCAAGACAGUGAAGAGAAACGGAUUCGGGAAUUCUAUCAGUCCCGAGGCUUGGACAGAGUCUCCCAGCCCAGUGGUGAAGAGCCAGCCCUGAGCAACCUUGGCCUCCCCUUCAGCAGUUUUGACCACUCUAAAGCCCACUAUUAUCGAUAUGAUGAACAGCUGAGCCUAUGCCUGGAGCGGCUGAGUUCUGGCAAAGACAAGAAUAAAAAUGUCCUUCAGAACAAGUACGUUCGAUGUUCUGUUAGAGCUGAGGUCCGCCAUCUCCGAAGGGUUCUGUGUCACCGACUAAUGCUAAAUCCACAACAUGUACAGCUCCUUUUUGACAAUGAGGUUCUCCCUGAUCACAUGACAAUGAAACAGCUAUGGCUGUCCCGCUGGUUCGGCAAGCCAUCUCCUUUGCUUCUCCAAUACAGUGUGAAAGAGAAGAGGAGGUAGGGGCCAGGCUUGCUUCCACCCCCUUCCCACCCCUCCCCAGAUAUUUAUGUAAAAUUAACUGUGGCUUUAUUUUUUGAAAUAAAUGCUUUUAAAAAGCA